ACAGAAAAACCACUGUUCUAUGCUGUGUCUCCAUCCUAAUUUAGCUCCACUUCUAAUCUUAGGAAUUCGGAGAAAUCAAAGAUGGUGGCAAUUGCGUAAUACAUUCUGCUGUUUGAAGCCGCCGAUUAAACCGAGGCUCGUGACACUUUCAUUCAAAUGAAUAUUUGUCGCUGAGACAAAACCCUCUUUCUAUUACCAGGUUGAAAUAGACAGGCGUUACUAAUAGUGUCCGCCGAAAAUUGGGAAUUGCAUCAGUGUCCAAGACAUGGGGUCUCAAGAACCAAAGGCUGUAACUAUUAAUGUAACCGGAUUUAAGAAGUUUCAAGGGAUUGCUCAUAAUCCCACAGAAACUAUAGUUAAUAACCUGAAGAAUUUCGUUGAAAGCAAAGGGUUGCUGCCUGCUGGUGUUACAUUAAGGAGUUGCACUGUCCUUGAGACUGUUGGCAGUGGUGCCCUUCCCGUGCUUCUCAAGGUCUUGGAAUCAGGCAUCUCAGGGAUUGACAUCAAAAACGAACAUGUUAUAUGGCUUCACUUGGGGGUUGAUGGCGGAGCACGAAAAUUUACCCUCGAACAGCAGGCUGUAAAUGAAGCUUCUUUCUUUUGUCCCGAUGAACUAGGAUGGCAACCAAUGCGACAGCCCAUUGUUGCCGACGAUGGGGGAAUCUCCCGGAAACGACAGACGACUUGUUCCAUUGAAGCAAUCCUCAGGUUCUUAAAGAACAAGGGCUAUGCUGCGAUGACAUCCAACGAUGCCGGCCUUUUUAUAUGCAAUUAUGUAUACUAUCAGUCUCUCCGGUUCGCCGAACAGAAGGGUCAUAAAUCUCUAUUUGUUCAUGUUCCCCUCUUCUCGACAAUCAAUGAAGAGACACAGAUGCAAUUCGUCGCAUCUCUCUUGGAGGCCAUUGCAUCGACCUGCUAAACAUUAAACGAUUCAAAUGAUAUAUGAUUAUGCUUUAUAUUUAUGCACGUAAUUCUCUGAUAUCACAAACUAUAAAAAAUGAUGGGACUUGUGAGCUUUCCCUUUGCCUCCCCACCACCCUUUCUCUCCACCAUUGCUCUUGCUUCACCUUUGUAUUUCUUGUGUGAACUGUACUUGUUUAAGUGGGUUUUAUGCAAUGAAAUUAGCUGCAUUUGAACCUUGAAA
Messenger RNA from Gossypium raimondii (Peruvian cotton), 1144 nucleotides. RefSeq lists its product as uncharacterized. The transcript is spliced from 5 exons. Gene Ontology annotation, cellular component: cytosol. Gene Ontology annotation, biological process: proteolysis. The coding region runs from base 266 to 919 and encodes 217 amino acids. Gene Ontology annotation, molecular function: pyroglutamyl-peptidase activity. The record is from RefSeq and is a predicted model, not a curated record. Lineage: Eukaryota; Viridiplantae; Streptophyta; Magnoliopsida; Malvales; Malvaceae.